UCUGUCACCAGUUCUGCCUGUCUGUCCCUCUCCUACCCCUCCUUCCACCUAGUUAUUCCUCCUUGGAAAAGUUCUGCCCGUCCUUCCCUUCCCAUUCUGCUAGCAAAGAAGGGACAGCUAGGGCAGUGCCUUCAGAAGAUGUUAUUGAGCAUGCUCAGAUCUCUGGAGCAUAUUCAGUUGCAGGAAGCAGUGUCUGGCACUACGCCUGAAACUCUUCACUCCCUUGCAAGCUGCACAGAGUAGCUAGUCCAGACCAAGCCACCGUUUUCACCAGCAGGGGCUCAGAGCAUCGGAGCCUCUUCUCUCAUGGAAUGAAAACUUCCAUUCAGCACAAGUGAUCAGGAGUGAAGAGAGAGACUAAAAAGCAUGUCGGAGUUCUGGUUAAUUUCUGCACCGGGGGAUAAAGUAAAUCUGCAAGCCCUGGAGAAAAUGAACACAGUGACAUCCAAAGCCAACCUGUCCAGCAACAAUAAAUUCCUCAUCCCAGACCUCAAGGUGGGGACAUUGGAUGCUCUUGUUGGUCUCUCAGAUGAGUUGGGAAAACUUGAUAGCUCUGCUGAAAGCGUAAUAAAGAAAGUAGCACAGUACAUAGGAGAGGUUAUGGAGGACUCGAAAGAUAAAGUCCAGGAGAAUCUUCUGGCCAAUGGAGUUGACCUAAUUAGUUACCUGACCCGGUUUGAGUGGGACAUGGCCAAAUAUCCCAUAAAGCAGCCACUGAAGAAUAUUUCAGAAGCAUUAGCAAAGCAAAUCACACAAAUAGAAACAGACCUGAAGUCCCGAACAGCAGCAUACAACAACAUUAAAGGAAAUUUGCAAAGCCUGGAAAGAAAAACAGUGGGAAAUCUGUUGACUCGUACUUUAGCUGAUAUAGUGAACAAAGAAGACUUUGUGCUGAAUUCAGAAUAUCUCAUCACUCUUCUUGUCGUAGUUCCAAAGUCAAACUAUACACAAUGGCAAAAAACAUAUGAAUCCCUCUCCGCUAUGGUAGUGCCUCGAUCCACAAAAAUGAUUGCUGAAGAUGUGGAGGGAGGACUCUUCACUGUGACACUGUUUAGAAAAGUGAUGGAUGAUUUCAAAGCCAAAGCCAGAGAAAACAGGUUCAUGGUCCGAGAAUUUUAUUUUGAUGAGAAAGAACUGAAAUGUGAAAAGGAAGAAAUAAUUAAAUUAGCUUCCGAUAAGAAACAACAAUAUGGGCCACUACUGCGCUGGCUGAAAGUGAAUUUCAGCGAAGCAUUUGUGGCUUGGAUUCACGUAAAAGCCCUGAGAGUUUUUGUUGAAUCUGUCCUGAGGUACGGCCUACCCGUGAAUUUCCAGGCAAUGCUGCUGCAGCCCAGCAAGAAGUCUGUAAAACGCCUGAGAGAUGUUCUAAACGCAGUCUUCAAACAUCUGGAUGAAGUAGCAGCAGCAAGUAUAUUGGAUAUGAGUAUGGACAUUCCUGGCUUACAACUGAGCAAUCAAGAAUACUAUCCUUAUGUCUAUUUCAAGAUCGACCUCAGUCUUCUUGAUUACAGUUAAGAAUUAAAAAAAAAAAUUUUUAAAAAAAAAUCAAGCUUGACUUACUCCUGUGCAAGUGCCCAGUGUCCCAGUAGAGUUAUGCUCUUCAGCCACGAACAAGCAAAAUAAAAUGCAGGCACCUACUCAGCUGGAUAAUUUAUAAGAAUUCUUUUGCAUAUGUAGCACAGUAAUUUAAAAUUGUCAGUCUCCUCCGCUUUACUAUUUUAUAGUCUCUUCACUUUGUAUGGUUAGAAACAUGCUUCACAAGCAGGUAGUUUAUUUAUUUAUUUAGUUACAAAGAGGGAUCAUCAUCUUUACUGGAAUUUAAAAUAAAAUCAAAAGUUAAGAAUCUGGUGGAUAGUGGGUUAACUGGCAAUGUACAAUCAGGUUUUUGUAACAGAUUUGUUACUAAUCCAACAGAAAGGGAGGAAAUCCUGCUCUUAACCUUAAAACCAGAUGGGGUAAAGUUUUUAAAGGCUCCAAGUCACUUUUGAAAACACAACUUUAGAGCCCAAGGGCUUGUCCGCACUUAAAAUGCAACAGCACAUCUAUACCAAUGCAGCUGUGCCAGUGCAGCACUUAGUGGAGAUGCAACCUCUGUUGACAGGAGAGCUUCUCCCAUUGGUGUAGGUACUCCACCUGCCUGGGAAGCAGAUGUGUCGAUAGGAGCUCUCCUGUUGACCUAGCGCAGUCUACAGUAGGAGUCACAUAGGCACUUUUAAAAAUUUUAUCCCAGAUCCUUUAGUUAGAAUUUAAUCAUUACUGAAGGCCAGCAUGAAAUCAUCAUCAUCAUCCAUAGCUGGUACAUUCCAUCAACUUGUCAGUGUGAAAGACUCUUUAAAAAAGACAAUACGGGGUUGGGGAUAGAUUUGUAAAAUUACUAUUGUGAAAAGGAGCUUUCAGCUGUGCCAUCUUCUCUGAUACACAGGUCAGUCCCACGUACAGUAACUUUGCUAGACAUUGAUACAAGAGGGGGCCAGCCGCAGAAUAAUUUUAAUACCUGCCUUCAGGUACUAAAUUUGCCUUCAGUUUUCAUAAUAUUGAUUUUACAAACAGCAGUAAUUAUACCAAACACCAAAGCGUAACCACCCCUGGGGUGAAACAGUAAGUUUUUUAACAGUGUAAGAUGGGAAGCAAAGAACACCAGAUCCAAUGGAAAAUGCAGGGAACAUUUAAGAAGGCAGAACAUAAUCACCCAAGUUGGAAUUGGGCCAGGAUGCUGGACAUAACACCUGGAUUCUGUUGAAGAGACCAGUCAGUAUCAGUUUUAGGCUCUCUCUAGAGAAAGCAGCUACAGCAGCACAUUGACCCUUCACACUCUGGUGGGUCACUGGCUCACUACCCAACUCGGAGGAAAACUGCCACUUCCCGAAAUCAGCAGUACUUUUCACCAGCCUGCAUUUUCCCUAGAGAUCUCACGUUCAGGCAGCAACCCAGAUAUCAGAUGACAAGAUCACCAUCUGCGGUGGUAUGCUGUUUCCAAGAAACUGAAAAUAGGAGGAAAGGGAAGACUAGAAAGAGCAUUUUAAAGCAAGGUUGUCUGGUAUAAUCUUCAGGCAAAGACUGUCAAGAAGUUUUGUAGUGGCAGGGUAGUUUAAGAGCUUUACAGCGCCAUUCCUUACGAUACACUGUUCACUUUGCAACAGUCAUCUGAACCUGGACGGCUUUGUGUGCUAGUUUGUUGCUCUGUACAAGACUAAUUCUCUAUGUCAAAAAUAUCUUGUUUUAUUCUUUAAUUGAAACAAGCUGGUCAGGUUCCAUCUGAAUG
Dermochelys coriacea (leatherback sea turtle) is the source of this 3262-nucleotide messenger RNA. RefSeq names its product ATPase H+ transporting V1 subunit C2 (gene ATP6V1C2). The record is from RefSeq and is a predicted model, not a curated record. The coding region runs from base 367 to 1515 and encodes 382 amino acids. Gene Ontology annotation, biological process: proton transmembrane transport. The transcript has 13 exons. Gene Ontology annotation, molecular function: proton-transporting ATPase activity, rotational mechanism. NCBI's taxonomy places the organism in Eukaryota, Metazoa, Chordata, Testudines, Dermochelyidae. Gene Ontology annotation, cellular component: vacuolar proton-transporting V-type ATPase, V1 domain; lysosomal membrane.